Anneissia japonica is the source of this 2024-nucleotide messenger RNA. Its product is annotated as mucin-21-like. The record is from RefSeq and is a predicted model, not a curated record. The transcript has 4 exons. Bases 679 to 1770 code for a protein of 363 amino acids. NCBI's taxonomy places the organism in Eukaryota, Metazoa, Echinodermata, Crinoidea, Comatulida, Comatulidae.
AUAUUUAAUUUAGUAUUAUAAUGCUGUAUACUGUAUUCUCAAUAUUAAUAAUGUAUAUAAUGCAACGUGAUGCUAUAAAAAAACACUUUUUUCGCAUAUUUAUUGGAAACUUUAUCUUUGUUCUCAUCAUUAUGUCUUCUUUUUUAAUAAACUGUACAACUAAAUGAUAAAACUCUGAUCAUCGUAGGUAAUUAUUACAAACCGUAUUUAUAGAAUGGUUCCCAUAAAAAUAAUAAAAAUAGGUAUUUAGAAUGUGGGUGUUUCAAUUAUAAUUAAACAAUGCAUUGUCUAGAUAUUCCGACAGAGGAAAUGUUUUACUAUUAAUCAAUUAAUGUACAUUUCUGACGCAAGUAUAAAUAUUUCUUUCUUGGUGUAAAUAUAUUGUCAUUACGGCUGACCAGAUAGAGUUAAUUAUCCAAAUUCGAUAUUCGAUAUAAUUGAUUUAAUCAUUUUUUGUCAGCAUUUCGUGUUUAGCUUGUUACCAUCCAAUCAAAUUUGCAUGAUAAACGUUGCUCAGCAACAGCGUGUUAUGUUUAUCUAGAGACUGCCAAGCGCAUCAUUAGGAUCUAAUGCAGUUGUAACUGCGCAAUAAUGCACAUUGCUUGCACAAUUGUUGAAACACAAGUGUCGCUUUAAAAUUUAUUUUAUACAUUUGGAUACAAGAAGUAAGAAAAUAUAAUGAUGAUGAUGCGUCUCUUAUGUGUGUUUAUCUUCAUGGUUUUCAUCUGGUUGCCAGAUGUAGUGGCACAAACCAAUAUGACCACUACCGGUAUAGAGGGAACGGAAGAUGUUACGGUUACUUUUACGGUUACGGUUACAGAGAGCGUAAACGUAACUGCUAAUACGGACAGUAUGGCAACAGGGACAACGGAAAGUGGGACGACAGAAAAUGGAGGAGGUGGUGGAGAGGGAGAGGGAGAGGGAGAGGGAGGGGCACCAAAUACAACAGAAGAAGGAAAUGGAACGACAGAAAGUGGAACGACAGAAAGUGGAGCGACAGAUGACGAAGAACAAGGAGAGGCAACAGCAACAACAGCAGCAGGAAAUGAAGCGACAGAAAAUGGAGGGGGAGCAACAACAGCAGCGGGAAAUGGAGCGACAGAAAAUGGAGGGGGAGCAACAACAGCAGCGGGAAAUGAAGCGACAGAAAAUGGAGGGGGAGAAGGUGAACAAGGAGAGACAACAGCAACAACAGCAGCGGGAAACGGAGUGACAGAAAAUUCAAAUGGAAAUGGAAAUGGAAAUGGAAAUGAUGCAUCUGUAGUAUAUAGCAUAUCAGGGGUGGUAAUUACAAACCCUGAUGAUGCCAUAUUUGGGCUCGAAACUGGGCAGAAUGUACACGUUGAUGUAUCCAUUGUCCUUUCGUCAUCUUCGGAUCCUGUGACUGGAACCAGUAACUGGGCAUGUUACUUUGGACUCACAAAUGACACGACCACUACCCUCGAUGACGAUAGCGUGCAUUCUUUCGCCAAUGAAGAAGCUACCAUAGAACCGGCGGCAGAUGUCGGGAAAAACCUGGCAGCCGGGGAGACAUACACAUUUUCUGCUGUUGCUACACUGCCGUUGGUGAAUAUAACAAAGUGUGAAUAUACGCACCUGUGUGUUGUGUUUACGCCACAUGCCGCUGCAACCUGGACCAUAACCGAGGAUUCAGUAUACGUAAAGUGCCAGGAAGUCAUGUGCGGUGUUGCAGCUAUGAAACUCCAUCUCGCACUUGUGGCAGUCGUUUUGUGCAUUCAUGCAUUGCACAAAGGUGUCUUUUGCUCAUAAGUACAGCGCACGACGGUGUAUUUUGGUCGCGGGUAUUGUCUACAUUCAAUCAUGCUGUGUGUAUUCUACAGUCAAACGACGUGGAACACCCACACACGGUUUUCAUCUAUAGCUAUGCACUAUUUUUACUGCAAUUAUCAAACAAUUCGUCAUGAAUUCGUUAAAUGGAUUCAAACAAGACCAGUAAACCAUUAUGUUAUGUUUUCCUAAAUAUUAGAUAAAAUAGGUUUUAACAAGAAAUUAUUUUAUUUAAA